CCGUAGCCUCCUCGAUCCAUCCAUCAAUUCUCUGAUGGUCUCUCUCUUCUUUCUUACACAAACACAACACCUACUGUCAAGGAGACCACCACAAUUAUAGCUCCUGUAGCUCUUGCAAGCUUUCAACGACCCGGAUCCCGGAGGCGAGGCGAUGGAUGCCACGGGAGAGCACGAGAAGCUGCAGAAAGCUCCGCUGCCUAGCGCCGGAGGGGCGUCAAGCCCCCGCGCGCCAUUGCCGGAUGCUGUGGCCAGCGGCGAGGACGAGCAGGUGGAGAGGUUCUACGCGCUGCUGGCCAACAUCCGGGCCCUGAGGGACGUGUGCGGCUUCGGCGGGGACGGAGGCGGCGGGUCGUCGAGGAAGCGGGCGAGGGCCGCGGAGCCGCCGUGGAGGCCGGCGUUCAGGAUGGAGGACUUCCGGGAGCCGGACGAGGACGACGGGGUGUCCGCCAAGAAGGAACGGAGGGACGGCGUGGAGCGGCAGCGGCCCGAGAGCGACGCCGCGGAGGAGGACGGCGAGGUCGUCCAGGGGAAAGAUCGGGUCCCCGCGUCGCAGAAUGCGCGUGUGCUCGCUGCUGACCAGCCAGCCUAGCUAGUUGUUCGAAUCCAACGCGCUUGAGGUGGACGUGGACAAUGUUCAUCCGUUUAACUCUAGUUGUCAUGUAACUUUUCUGUUCUUUUUGAAAGUUGACACGCAUCGAACUGAUAAGAACGUGUGGGGUUAAUAGCAGGGAUAAACAUGAACUUAUCAUGAAAGGGGAAUACUCAUCAGUCACGAAACUUGUUACUCCAGAUGGUUGUACACAUUUGAGGCCGUGACUGAAAAACCAUUUCCCCAUGAAAUCCUCAAUCUAGAAUAAAAUAUCAUGAAA
This is a messenger RNA of Brachypodium distachyon (stiff brome), 869 nucleotides long. RefSeq names its product NRR repressor homolog 1. NCBI's taxonomy places the organism in Eukaryota, Viridiplantae, Streptophyta, Magnoliopsida, Poales, Poaceae. The transcript has a single exon. The record is from RefSeq and is a predicted model, not a curated record. Gene Ontology annotation, biological process: regulation of systemic acquired resistance. The coding region runs from base 152 to 589 and encodes 145 amino acids.